UUCCUUUGCUACGUAGAUCCACUGCGUGCAGUUCAUACACACGUGUGGCAAAUUUUUUAUGUUUUAGUAGUGAUCAAAAGUAGUGUGGAACAGUCUGAUAAGAACCAGAGAAGAUGUCGGGAGACGUGGAACGGCUGUUGAUUCAGUUCCAGGAUGAGACAGGGGAGCCGCUGGGUUCUCCUUUUGACGUGCCCCUUGACAUCACACCUGAUAAACUACAACUAGUCUGCAACGCACUGUUACAGAAGGAGGAGCCCGUCCCUCUGGCUUUCUUUGUGCGUGGCGAGGCAGAAGUUGUGGAGAGUCUGAGGGUGUGUGUGAAGGCGCUGGGGGCGGAGACUGAGGCGGUCCUUCCUGUAGUGUACCAACCCCAGGCUGUGUUCAGGGUCCGGGCUGUAGCUCGCUGCACCUCCUCACUACAGGGACACACUGAGGCCGUCAUCUCCACGGCUUUCAGCCCCACCGGGAAGUACCUGGCCAGUGGUUCAGGAGAUACUACAGUGAGGUUCUGGGACCUGACCACAGAGACACCACAACAUACCUCCAGAGGCCACUCCCACUGGGUGCUGACUAUUUCCUGGUCACCUGAUGGCAGGAAGCUGGCCUCGGGCUGCAAGAACAGCCAGAUCUGUAUCUGGGACCCCGUAACCGGACAACAGAUUGGGAAGACUCUGACUGGACACACCAAGUGGAUUACAUGGAUCUGCUGGGAACCUCUUCACCUUAACCCAGAGUGUCGGUACCUGGCCAGCAGCAGUAAGGACGGGUCGGUGAGGGUUUGGGAUGUAGUCCUGGGUCGCUGUGAGAGGAUCCUGACAGGUCAUACCCAGUCAGUGACCUGUGUGAAGUGGGGUGGAGACGGACUGCUGUACACCUCAUCACAAGACCGCACUAUCAAAGUCUGGAGGGCCACAGAUGGUGUCCAGUGCAGGACUCUGCAGGGCCACGCCCACUGGGUCAACACUCUGGCUCUCAGUACCGACUACGUGCUGCGAACUGGAGCCUUCGAACCGGCUGACGCUACAAUCAACCCCCAGGACCAGACUGGGACAUUGGAGGAGCUCAAAGAGAAAGCCUUACAAAGAUACAACAAAGUUAGGGGCUCUGCUCCAGAGCGGCUGGUUUCGGGCUCUGAUGACUUCACCCUGUUCCUGUGGAGCCCUGCAGAGGACAAGAAGCCUCUGGCCAGGCUGACGGGUCACAGUGCCCUGGUCAACGAGGUCCUGUUCUCCCCCGACACGCGCCUCCUCGCAUCCGCCUCCUUUGACAAGUCCAUCAAGAUCUGGGACGGGCGCACUGGGAAGUAUCUCCAGUCUCUGCGUGGUCAUGUGUCUGCGGUCUACCAGGUGGCCUGGUCAGCAGACAGCAGGCUGUUGGUGAGUGGGUCCAGUGAUUCCACACUGAAGGUCUGGGACAUCAAGACUGGAAAACUCCACACCGACCUGCCUGGACACGCAGACGAGGUGUUUGCUGUGGACUGGAGUCCAGAUGGUCAGAGAGUAGUCAGUGGAGGCAAAGACAAGUGUCUUAGAAUAUGGAGGAGGUAGCCACACCACUGUUCCUCACCAACCAAUCAUGUGCCUCGCUUGCCCCUGGCUCCACCAAUAAGGAUGCCAGGAUGACUGACAGGAGGCAGAUACUUCCUGGUACUGUGCCGCUUUUAGUGUGAAACAACCACCAUGCUUGCUGGUUUCUGCUGCUCGUUGUGAUUGGGGUGAAGUAUACUCCCUGUGUGAGGCAGGGAGGUGGGGGGCAGCAACUUGACAGCAGGCAGGUUUUGGUGUAGAACAGACUUGUUACAGCUGGUCUGGAACAGGCUUAAUAAAGGUCUAAUACAUCCUGCCUUGGGCUGACCCCGCUGACCAAUGACUGCCCUCACAGGUAAAUGUUUGUGUCCACCCAUGUUGAGAAGAGCUCCACUCUCAUCAGCUGGUUCAGUCUUCACUAAUGAAGCCUUCCUGACUGGAGUUAAUCUUCUCCGUCAGUCAUCCAGCCGCUGGGGCUAAGCUCCUCCUACUCUGCAGUAAACUUCCUGUGUCCCCUUUGCCUGAAGAUUGGGUUUGAGUCUGAUUCAGUACUUUAUGUAUUCACACUAUGUAAAUCAGUGUUUCAUUAUUAAAACAGUAGAUACCUGA
Esox lucius (northern pike) is the source of this 2135-nucleotide messenger RNA. RefSeq names its product notchless homolog 1 (Drosophila) (gene nle1). The transcript has 13 exons. The record is from RefSeq and is a predicted model, not a curated record. Gene Ontology annotation, cellular component: nucleolus. The coding region runs from base 114 to 1547 and encodes 477 amino acids. Gene Ontology annotation, biological process: ribosomal large subunit assembly; Notch signaling pathway. Lineage: Eukaryota; Metazoa; Chordata; Actinopteri; Esociformes; Esocidae. Gene Ontology annotation, molecular function: protein binding.